Molecule: messenger RNA, 4686 nt
Organism: Fundulus heteroclitus (mummichog)
Lineage: Eukaryota; Metazoa; Chordata; Actinopteri; Cyprinodontiformes; Fundulidae
Gene: ube2q1
Product: ubiquitin-conjugating enzyme E2Q family member 1
Exons: 13
Coding region: 555-1676 (373 amino acids)
Source: RefSeq, a predicted model, not a curated record
CGGGGAGAUUGCCAAACGCCAUCUUUAAACCCCACUAGAGGCCAGCUCCAGUUGCACGGGGGAUGAAAAAGCACUGUUCUUGUAGCAGGGUAUUGACUCAGAUUGUGAGGAUAGUCUCGUAGUUUCCCGGUCCAGUAAACUUUAAAGAACUGUCCGACGGGAUUCUCAGAAGACGGUGACGGGGACAUCGUUAGAGGCUUAACAUGCCGCUAACGUAGACAGAGAACAACAAUAGACGGAAAGACAACAACAACGCUAGCAGUUUGCUAAGCACUGCGCUGUUUUCAAGCGCUAACCAGAGGCUAGCUAGUGCUAGCUAAUUCAUUAGCACAUUUUUUUUCUUCCUCCCGACAGCGUUACAGUUCAUCCCAACGGAGGCUGUAGCUGUAGUGGACGUCCCGCUACGUCUACCGAUAGAUUCCGGUGUUAUCUGGCGCAUUUGCGACCCGUUUCUCACUAAAAGGUGGAUGUUGUAGCGCUAGCUAGCUGAAAAAAAAAAAGCUAAGUCCUGACUUCUCGCCCUCCCCAGCGGCCCGGCCGGAGAUGUGUGGAAGAUGUCGGUGACGGGGCUGAAGGCCGAGCUGAAGUUUUUGGAGUCCAUUUUUGACACGAACCACGAGCGAUUCAGGAUAAUUGACUGGAAGCCCGACGAGCUGAGCUGCCAGUUUAACGUGACCGGAGAAAAGUUGCUGAUUAUCCACUGCAACAUUACGGAAUCAUAUCCAUCUACGCCACCAAUAUGGUUUGUGGACUCUGACGACCCGAGCCUGGCACAAGUUUUGGAGAGGCUGGAGGAUGUGAGAAAAGGAAGCACCCUGCUUUUGCAGCAGUUGAAAAAACUGAUUUGCGACCUUUGUCGGUUGUACAACCUUCCUCAACAUCCUGAUGUGGAGAUGCUAGACCAGCCCCUGCCUGCAGGACCGGUGGCACAAGACCGAAAGCAUGGGACGGAGGAGGUCACGUCUGAAGAGGAAGAGGAGGAAGAGAUGGGGGAAGACAUUGAGGACCUGGACCACUACGAGAUGAAAGAGGAGGAGCCGGUGGACGGGAAGAAGUCUGAGGACGACGGCAUCGAGAAAGAGAAUCUGGCGAUCCUCGAGAAGAUCCGAAAGAACCAGAGACAAGACCACUUAAACGGGGCUGUGUCUGGUUCAGUGCAGGCCUCCGACCGCCUGAUGAAGGAGCUUAGAGAAAUCUAUCGGUCUCAGAGUUAUAAGACGGGCAUUUAUUCAGUCGAGCUUGUUAAUGAUAGCCUGUAUGAAUGGCACGUCAAACUGAGAACGGUGGAUCCAGAUAGUCCUCUGCACAGUGAUUUACAAGUCUUAAAGGAAAAGGAAGGAAUGGAUUACAUUUUAUUAAACUUCUCAUAUAAAGAUAAUUUCCCCUUUGAUCCACCUUUUGUCAGAGUGGUUUCUCCUGUGCUUUCUGGGGGCUACGUUCUUGGAGGAGGCGCCCUUUGCAUGGAACUUCUCACCAAGCAGGGUUGGAGCAGUGCCUAUUCCAUUGAGUCUGUCAUCAUGCAGAUCAAUGCGACUUUAGUCAAAGGAAAAGCCAGGGUGCAGUUUGGAGCCAACAAAAACCAGUACAAUCUUGCCAGAGCACAGCAGUCCUACAAAUCCCUGGUUCAGAUUCACGAAAAGAAUGGCUGGUACACACCCCCGAAGGAGGAUGGCUAAUAGAGACUGUUGCCUUUUCCAGCACCGGGACCACACGUCUUGGAUUAUUUUUCUUUGUGACCAAUCUUGUUUUUAUCCUUCAAGUAAUAUCGUUCCCUCUCAAUGACGGUUCCAACUCCAAAAGCAAAUCCCUCGUUUUUUUUUUUUUUUUUUUUCCCCGGCCAAAAAGCGGGCACACGGACACAGGCAUGCAUCGCCUCCACCCAACAUCAGACGCCGCUGCUGCAGGCGUUGACGCCCCCCCACCCCCCCUCCUCUCCAGCUGCGUCUCCGCUGUCUAACUUUUGUAUUCCACGGCCCGCGAAGCCAGCGGACUAAAUAUCAUGCAAACGUAACCCCGGGUCCGGCAUUGGGCACGUCGAGGUCGCUCUCCGGCUUUGAGCUCGGAAAGGCCGCCCCCCCCCCCCCCUCGUCUCUCUGGCCUUAAACUGGACGCCAUUUCCUGACGCGACGGACAUCGAGAAUCCCGGCGGUGGGAAGACUCCCCGCCUUUGCCUUCCACGGAUGACCUCCCUAAUAUCGUUCUCAUCUUUUUAAUGCCGAGACCCGGCCCUCCCUUUCUGGAGGGGGGGAAAAAAAAUAAAAAAAAUCAAAAGACUAAGCUUCUUCAGCGGCUAGUUUGCGUUCUCCCUUUUUUUUUCUCUAAAGCUUAGAGCCCUGAGCGAUGGCAGAGAAAUACACGGACCUCGCCGCUUUUUGCGUGGGACAGACCGUCGCGAGGAUCGGCACGCCGCCGGCUUUCAGACGUGGAGAAAAACCACCAACAUAAUCACAACCAGCAGCCGGGACAGCCUCGGUGUGCAACUAAUCUGGCAGCGUUUCUGAGAUGGAGAUGAUGAUGAUGAUGAUGAGGCAAAGCUGGGGCUUGUUUGGAUUACUUCACACUGUAAUGUCGUUGAUUUUAACUCCACUGUAAACAUGUAAAUUUGUAUUUCUGCUAAAGGAUUUAAUUGUUUAUAAUGUAACCUUGUGUAGGUCUUUGGCUGAGCAGAGACUGUAUUACUGAAUACUCUGACUAUAACUUGCAGGGCCACUGCAACCUCUUGAGACUAGUUAGAAAAUGGAGAAAAGUAACAUUCUAGAUGCUUCUGAAGUAUCCGAAGGAAAAGAGGGAGAGAGAAAGAGAGAGAGUGCACCAGGUCCCAAUACAAGCCUAAUGACCACUGCAGUUGUUUUUAGAUUCCCAAUCCAGAUCUUAUUUUUAUUUUAAUGUUUUUUUUUUUUUUUUUUUUGGUAACCCCAUCUUUGAGUGGAGCUCCAUUCCUACAGUGGCUGUUACAGUGCUGCCAGACAUCUGGCACACCAGAGGUUUAGCCAAUCACAUCACUCCAGUGAAGUGGACUUCACCACGGCUAUGCAGCGGGGACACAUUCAGGAGGCCUGUCCAUCUACUGGUGGCGUCGUAGUCGUCACCUCCGGCCUUCUCAAAGCUGGUUCACCUCCCAACUACUUCAACCCAGUCACCUGAGGAUAAAGGCGACCUUUACCCUCCGGCUUUUCUCUGACCUCAGCGCUGUUUUGAAAAUGCAGUCAGAGUUGCAGACUCACAGCAAUACUCUUCUCCAUUACAACAUGUCUGCUUCACGCCCCGGAUAGAUCCCCCCACCCCCCCAUGGCCGUUUUUUUCUGUUCAGAAUAUCUGUUCAGGUUUAAGAAAUACACUUCAGCUCCCCCCCAUUGCUAAUUGGCUGGUUUACUGUCCACGAGCGCGGCUGCACCCGUCAGCCUGUCUGGCAUAACGCGGAGAACCGUGGAGCAUUCCAGUUCGUAGGUGUUCUGUUGUGUGUUUACUUGCAUUUUCUUUCUUUUUUUUUUUUUUUUAAAGCAUAUCAUCCCGACGACCAGCGUAGAAGGCUUAGUUUUGCCGUUUCUUGCAGUGAAUCCUCAUUUCCGAGUCGAUUUUUUUCGGGUUUGCGGAGUGACGACUUAACUCCGGUUUGGUUUGAAUAAAGCUUGUUCAUGCUCAGCUCAUCUGGGAUUUGUUUUCCUGCAAGAUGAUGUUUUUUUUUUUUUUUUUUUUUUUUCGUGAGAAGCAAAGGCACCAGACCAUAGGCAUGAUUGUUAGCUGUUGUAACGUGUUUGUAACGUAUCCCUCAUCCCAUUCUGAUUGCAUUGUUUCGCCCUUCCUUGCAUUUUCUGGACAAGCAAACUCAGGAAUACAUACCGCACACUCAAAACUCUGCAAAAGAUUGGUUUCAGGCCAUCGUCGAUGGCAAGAUUUGAAUGUCUCCCAUCCGUUUCCCCUUCCUCCCUCCCUCCCCUCGCCGCCGUCGUAAACCUGUACCUGCAUUUCGCCUCCAGACGCGCUGCGUUGCACCCGUGUUUGUCGAGGUUGCGGGUUUCUAACCGUGUGCCCAGGGCCGUCAGACGCGUGAGGCAGAGAUUGCUGCAACCCUGGGCUUGUGGAAGGGUUUAGAGCACAUGUACCCUUUCUCUUUGAUAUUGCUGUUUUUUGCAUGUCAAUAUAGUAGUGGGUAUAAUUCAUCCCCCUCAUCCCCUCCCUUCCCCCUCCCUUUUUUUCUGUGGGAAGCAGAGUGGUGGUUAAAAAUCUAGGAAUAUUAAUUUGUCGUGGUUUCCCCCCUGCAUCGGUGCACAGGCCAGAUAAAGAGACGCUCGAUUCCAACGAGUAACAGCAGCUGAGAGAUUCCUGUGCCAGACAUCAUACGUGAAGCCUAUUUUUAUUUUUUAAUUUUUUUUGGAUUAUUGGUGCACUAGAGUGCGGUGCAUUGAAGAACGGCUUCUCUCACAGCGACGCGUUUCUGACUAACGAGGACUCCUCAGAGACGAGUGACACAUUGGUCAGAGACCUGAACAAGCCUGGUACCGGGCUCUUUACCUUGCAUCACUAACUGCGGUGGCCGGGUCAUAAAGUUAUGCACUGUAAGCAUGCUUUGGUUUCUUCCCUUCCCUCCCCCCUCCCCCCCAUUGCAAGGGUGAUUUUGACAAUGUAAAAAAAAAAAAAAAUUUGUAAACUUGCAUCAAGUUUAUGAAUAAAGACUUUUAUGAAAUA